Macroventuria anomochaeta is the source of this 933-nucleotide messenger RNA. RefSeq lists its product as uncharacterized. NCBI's taxonomy places the organism in Eukaryota, Fungi, Ascomycota, Dothideomycetes, Pleosporales, Didymellaceae. Bases 1 to 933 code for a protein of 310 amino acids. The transcript has 3 exons. The record is from RefSeq and is a predicted model, not a curated record.
AUGUACUUCCUACAGGAGUGGAGAAGAACAGGAUGUCCUGUGUCAGGCAUCUUUCCUGGCCCUUCAACUCAAGUAUCUGCUACAUCUGCUAGCAGCACUCAAAAGCAGCAGCAGCUUGUCCAGAACCAGGCUGCUCAGAACACCCAGCUGCCAGCUGCUAGCCAGCAGUUCAGUAGCCUGUGGCAGUUCCUGAUGCACUUUGAUGCCAAUGCAGGGGCUUUGCAGAUCCAGUACCGGUGGGCCAUGGCCCAGCUUGCUAAGCUGUACAAAGAUCGAGUAGCAGAGCUGGAGAGUAAUGAGCCAGGAUCCAGCUCAGGCCGCAGACGACAAGGAGAAGGCAAGAUCAGGACCCAAGCCAAGAAUGAGAUGCUUCAGGGAGUGCCUGAUAGAGAGAGGAAGGCCUUUACUGUGCGUCUUAACCGGGCAGGCCGCUACCUUGAUGCAGCUGAGGAGCUUGGCUGGACUUCCCUCCUCUUCAUCCCUUAUGAGACUAUCUCAAGGCACUGGAUUGAGCAGACUUUGGGCAAGAAGGAGUGGCAGCUGUGGCUACAGCUAGUAGCAAAGGUCAACCCUGUUGCUAUAGAGGCUUUUGGCAUAGGAGACCAGUGGCUUGGGAGCAAAGCACUUGCUGGUGGCUCUUUGGAAGGAAAGACUUGCCUGUUCAUGGAAGGAGGCCUACCUCAGCCCCUGCAGUCUGCAGAAGAAGGUUCAGAGGAAGAGGAUGAGGAUGAGGAUGAGGAUGAUGAGGAAGACAAUGAGGGAGAAGGAGGAGAAGAGGGAGAUGAACAGGAGAAACAGCUUACCCUGCUUGAUCUGAUCAAACCUGUAGCCUCCUGUGUCACUGUCAGAUUAGUCAAGCACAUCUUCUUUAGCCUCCUACAAGAGAUUCCAGAUAGACAUUACCUCAAUAUGCAAUGUAAACAAGCUCAGUAA